CCGUACCGGGGGCCGGUCAGUUCGAUUCUGUGUCUAAACGGCGCCGGAAGUGUCGCUGUGUCGCGUUGCGCUUGCCGCGCGUGCCUGCUGUCUAUCGCGUCUGCCGGGAAGGGUGCAGCUCAUCGGCUCCCGCAAGACAAACACACACACACCGACCUCCGUAGUACGAUCAAAGUAAGAAGCGAGUUGUAAGUGAAACAAAAAAGUGGAACAGGCUUUGAGCAAACAAAAUCACGAGUGUUUUUGGCCGGUUCGAGGGAAAAACAGAAGGAGGCAAAAGUUUCGUUUGAAUUUUGGUUGCUUGCCGCGCUGAACGAAGCAGCAGCACCUAGACAACAGUGUGCGGUGUUCGGUGGAUGUAUGUGCUCUUAUGUGUGAGUGUGUGUGUGUGUUUUUCUGUGUGGUUGUAACGGGAGUAAACUGACGUCCUCUGCCAGGUGUGCUGCUGUACGGCCGUACAUCCAGAUGCGAUUUUCUCAGCAUCAGAGCAUCAGUGAAAUCGUGAACAUUGAAACCGCAAAGUGAAUGUUACUGCCGAAAAGCGCACAACAAACCCAGCCGAUAUAGACCAGUGUAUGUGUGUGUGUGUGUGUGUUUGUGCGUACGUACAACGGUAGAAUAGUAAGUGAAACGGUUGGUUUGUCUAAAUGCAGCCCGCACCCAUCUGCCCGCCUGUAGCACGAUCCCUACCCGCGCCGGAAGACUAAUUUAAACGGCCAACGGUAGCGCGUCGUGACUUAUUGCUCUCCGCGGCGUUCGGACCGCGGGGCCCGUCCCUGGCGAUAAACGAUGGCAGAUUGGAGCGGCGGCCACCACCGGUACCGUCUUGGGCUAUUUUCGUUGCCCGUUACAUCAUUCGGCCCAUCGUCGCCGUCCGUGCCACAGGUCGUGCCGUCACGAGUACGCAUCACGCCAGUAGACGAGCGAACCAGCAGCCCUGCGCGUAGAGCCUAAAAACUGUCGAACAACUCGCGUUCCCUGCAGCGAUCGGGUAGCAGUUCUCUUAGUGUAGCGAAACCACCUAGUAAAAUCGGUCCAGGACCUGCAUGCGCUGAGUGUGACAGGCCGCGGCGACACUCACCGUCGUGGCCAUCGGCGCAAAAGCGAAACCUUCCCCCACCCCACGACUCACCAUCAUGGGUGUAAUUCUGCAAAACUUUAGCCAGCCGGGCGCGAGGUACAGCCCCGACCAAGUGCCCCAACCACCGCCGCCACCCGCCGCCCCAUCACCGACGACGUACCGCGAGCUCGACAUACUGCUCCGGCACGAGGGCUCCAUUCCGGCCGUGUCCCUCGCCGGCCUAACCGCAACGCUCGGGCUGGACAGCAAUGGCGAGCUGCUCGGGGCGAACUACGGUGCGAACGGGUCCGAUCUGUCCGAGCUGCUCGACGGCUGCCCCAAACCGGACGACACGCUCUACCCGACCAUGUUCGGCAUCGAUCUGGCCGUGCCACAGUGGGAAGCGAUCGGUACGGCCCUCAUCCUGACGCUCAUCAUCAUCAUCACGAUCGUCGGCAACAUCCUCGUCAUACUGAGCGUGUUCACGUACAAGCCGCUCCGGAUCGUGCAGAACUUCUUCAUCGUGUCGCUGGCGGUGGCGGACCUGACGGUGGCCAUACUCGUCCUGCCGCUCAACGUCGCCUACUCGCUGCUCGGCCGGUGGGAGUUCGGCAUCCACGUGUGCAAAAUGUGGCUCACCUCGGACGUGCUGUGCUGUACCGCCUCGAUCCUGAACCUGUGCGCGAUCGCGCUCGACCGCUACUGGGCGAUCACCGAUCCGAUCAACUACGCCCAGAAGCGGACGCUCGAGCGGGUGCUGGCGCUGAUCGCGGGCGUCUGGGUGCUGUCGCUGGUGAUCAGCUCGCCGCCGCUGAUCGGGUGGAACGACUGGCCGGAGGAGUUUUCCAGCGAGUUCCCGUGUCAAUUAACGAGCAACCAGGGCUACGUGAUCUACUCGUCGCUCGGCUCGUUCUUCAUCCCGCUCGCCAUCAUGACGAUCGUGUACAUCGAAAUCUACAUCGCGACGCGGCGCCGGCUGCGCGAGCGGGCGCAAGCGUCCAAAAUCAACACGCUCGCGUCGCGCAGCAUCGGCAUGGUGGCUGGCAAUGGGGAGAAGGAGCUGACCACGACCCACCACCAGCAGCAGCAGCAGCAGCAGCAGCACCAACACCACCACCAGUCACACCACCACCAGGACGGGCACGCGAUCCAGCACGACCAGGAGUCGAUCAGCAGCGAAACGAACAACCACAACGAACAAACCGACACGGGCAGUGGCGGCCCGGUGCUGGCGGGCAGCGGCAAGCCCAACAAAAAGGGCCACCUCCGGUUCGGCGGCUACCUCGGGCGGGCGCUGGGCGGUGCGGCCGGCCGCCACCGCAAAAAGCAACACCACCGGAAGCGGCCAGGGGACGGCCCGGCGGAGGAGGGGGAGGACGGCCGGCCGCACCGGCUGGCGGCUAGCGCGCUGCAUCAGCGCGAGGACGACUCGGUGACGGACAACCCGGACCACUCCGGGUCCGGCGACAGUGGUGGGGGGGUCGGCAAGGCACCGCUGGACGCGGCCCACCCGUCCGCCCUACUGCCCCCCACCGGCAACUGUGAUAUGACGGGCGGGUCGGCGACGGGCGAGCCGGCCCCGCGGAACGGGGCCAGCAACAACCAUCACCAGCGCGAGGUGGGCUUCCACGAGUCGACGGCCGAGCUGAUGGUGGUGGCGGCGGCGGCCCCACCCACGACCCGGCUCGGCGGCCGGCUCAAGCAGUCGUUCCGCAAGCCGGGCGGCAUCAACCAGUUCAUCGAGGAGAAGCAGAAGAUCUCGCUGUCGAAGGAGCGGCGGGCGGCCCGGACGCUCGGCAUCAUUAUGGGCGUGUUCGUCGUCUGCUGGCUGCCGUUCUUCCUGAUGUACGUCAUCCUGCCGUUCUGUCCGUCCUGCUGCCCGACGAACAAGCUGAUCAACUUCAUCACCUGGCUCGGGUACAUCAACUCCGCGCUCAACCCGAUCAUCUACACCAUCUUCAACCUGGACUAUCGGCGCGCGUUCAAGCGCCUGCUCGGCAUUAAGCCGUAGAGAGCGACAGAGAGGGGCGCAGAGCGCGGGGACGAGCCACACAGAGUAGGGGAAAGGGGGGGGGGGAGCAUUCACUUCCGUUGAAAAUCAGUUCACUGUUGUGGCAACGGCACGGUGUCCACUUGACGUGCUUCUCUUCCGGCAAAGCAAUGCUGUACAAAACGGGAUCGGGAAAGGCGAGAAAAGUGGCAUUUAAAAAACCCAACAUACACGCGCACACACACACACGUACACACUCAUCAGCAAAUGACCUACAAAUUACCCUCACCCAAAGGCAAAGGGCGAUACCGGAAUUCACUCGUCAAGUCGGCCCACUAAGUGGGACGGUGCUCGAAAGCUUUUAUGUACGCCAACGACUAGCGGAACUAUUAACCGUCCUCUUCGCAUCUCAUCCAUCCAUCCAUCCAUCCGUAAGUGUCCCUUUUUGUGCUACCAGCCCCCCUAUCCCCUUCUCACUGUUUUCCCUACCCACCACCACCACGCUCUGUAUUAUGUAGUUCUCGCAAAAAGGAACCAGCACAGAAGUGGGUUGUUGGUAAAAGCUUUUCAUCCUCGCUCGCUAUUGAUUUUUAUCUUUCGCCCCCUUUUUUGCGGUGCUUUCGGUUCGCUAAUUAAUCUACGCACUGUUUUUCUUCUUCUGGACCUCGUUCAUUUAUUGUGUUGCCUUUCCGGGGGGCGGUGGAAGCAAGCAGUGAACCGGCAACAAGAGGGAGAGCACUCCAAAAAAAAAAACAGCACUCUCCAUGCAAAAAAUAAAAAGACAAAAAUAGGGCUUCAUCCCUUUGUUUUAAAGCUUUUCAACUGUGCGAUACACCUCCCUUCAACCAAAGCUUCCGCGAGUUUUGUUUAUGCACUGUUUUGCUCAUUUUUUUGUUGUUUACUCGCGUUCAAGGGAUUUUGCCAAUUGUGUUCAUUCAUUCCAUUCAUUCGGGCGGAUGUGGUGAUGAAACUUCAAGCCGGGAGAGAGACAGAGAGAGAGAGAUAUUGUCCCGUUCCGGACCGUGCUCUGCCUUCUACAUACCCGGAAGUCGGCAAUCCCGCUUGUAUGCCCGAAUCCCCAUACCGGUACCCGCUUGUAUGCGCUUUCGUCCAGCACUUUUCCACUCAAAAGCCACCGAAUGGGGUCGGUGGAAAAGUGGAGGAGGUGCUGUCACAAUUCAAGGCCGGUCCCAUUCAACCGGUGCGCUCUUAUCUUUGAUCGUUUUUGGGCCAUUUUGUGCAAGCGCGAGAGUGUCCUUCGCACGGCCCUAUCGCGUUACAAUAUCGCGUUACAAAUUGUGAGGAGGGUACAAUCACACGGCCCCCCUUUUGGUUGCGGUUCAUCCCCGCUCCAUCCAUCGUUUUUUUUUGUUUAUGCAUCCUGCUUCUCCUGUUGAGCCAAACCGCUGCUAAACCCCAAACCGGAACCGGACCCACCGGUAGUCGGUGCUUUCUUACAAACCACACCAUUGCCUGCCGCCUUUUUGCGCCCGACUUGUUUGGGCCAACCGGACGCUUUCGACCGGCUUUUCUUUUAUUUCGCUCCUUCAGCAACAAUCUUCAUCCCUUCCCAGUUCUACCGACCCUUCGCCGCGGUAACAAGCGCACACCGUUCCCGGGGAGCUGGUAUUGUAAUCAAACCAAUCUUGCCAACAAUAAAUUCCUCGCUCCGACCGGCCCGCUUUGGUACACUCAAACCGCUUCAGCUCGCCUUGUUUUGCGCUUGAGAGUGGCAAGGCAAAGCGAACGACAAACGGUUCACAUCCGGUGGAAAACGGCUGCUUCGGUCGCCGAGUCGCCAUCCCUCAGCCACCCCGAGGCUAACUACGUCGGUGUGCUACGACAACAAUAACAAGCCACUUUGUCCCCGUCACCAAGGGUAGCGCUGGAAAGACACAGCAGCGGUACAACAGCAUGUCCAUCCUUCCCAGCCAGCCAGCCAGCCCACCGUCUGGCACCAAACCAUUGGCACCAAGCUCCAGCACGGGGUGCCCCGGGGUGGUCCAUUCUUCAUCAUGCUCGUCGUCGUCAAGGCGAACUCGACGAAUCAACCGCCAACGCAGCAGCGGUGGCGAAAAGAAAAACAGUUUCAAAAACAUGACCCCACCUUCCCAUUUCAUCGCUCCUUGCCAUGGGGAGAAAACAUGUGGUGGGAGGGUAAAGUUGCAUACCGCAAUUUCUAACCACCACUUCCACCUCCAAACAAUGGCGGGAGAGCGAAAGCGAGAAAACAGAGAGUUGCCAUACGCGCGGAAGAUGUUCCCGCCGCGGAAGAAAACCGACAGAAUUGGGGAAAUUCAUUUGUAUGUUGCUACCGCGCGAUACAUUCCGCCAACUCCAGGAAACAGAAGAAGAAGAAGAAAACAACAACCGGAAGGUAAGAAAAGGCUCUCUCCCUCUUCCCUUUACCACAGCCCCGCAAAGUAGGGCACUUUGGGGGCGCCCGCGAUCAGGAACAAUCAUCGGGGCGCGCGUUUCUGAGAGACGGUUGCGCAUCGGAACAUAAUACGCUUCAAAGUUCCGGCCCGCCAGCCAGGGCCAGAUGGAUGGCAAAUGGCAAAGUGGAAAACUUUUCGCCCCGUGUCAGACCGGUUCCGCGCGCCGUCCGCGUGUACGGCUGACAAUCUCCGGAUCUUUGCGGCGACAAAACGCUCCUGCUAAAACACAAUACACUUUCGCUGGGGAUGGGACAGUGUGGCACGUGCGACACAAGCGCCCUCUAGGCAGGCUGGCUCGGUUGUAAAUGCACCAUUAUUAUCUGUUGUAUGGUUUCACAUAAAAACAACCAUACAAAACACAUAUCGCUACACAUCAUGCGGGCACAUAUUAGCACAUUUUGCAUGUGUGUGUGUGUGUGUGUGUCGUAAGAGUACUUAACGUGUUCCGCAGAAAUACUACCGCCUACAAAGGGCAGGAUCCAACCAAAGACGCUUUUCCACGUAAUGAUGCUGCGGUUUUAAAGCUUCUUAGCACGCGCGCACACACACGCACACACACACACACAUAAUGGAGGUUUGUGUAAGACGGUGCGCCGGAGAUUACUUCUGCUUUAUGUGUGUUUUGUUUUGAUUUUGCAUAAUAAUUAUUAUGUCAAAGGUGCUGUGUUUUGUGUUGAGCACAGGAAGCAAGGAAAUUAAUUACCAAAUCCAUCGUGCUUUUUUUCAUUUUCCCGACGGAGUACAACUUUCCUCCGCAAUUUUAACGCCUCCAUUAACAUAUUAUUGCUCAAGGCAGCAGGCAGGGUAAUUGCAAGGGAAAACAUAAUUAUUAUUAAAUGAAAAGCUCAACUUCCACAGCAACUGUAGUGGAUAACAACUACCAAACAAAGCCAAACAAGUCCUUUGCGGCAAACAUUUUUGUUUUGGUUAGUAUCCUGUUCAUCAUCUCUUUCAAAUAAGUUUCUCCGGUCUGCAACUUUCUUCCCUGUCUGACGUUCGCCUAGCACCAGCAAACCAGCGCACUAGUUCAUUUGCAUUCCAAUCAGAUUCCAACAGCCCAAGCAAGACAAUAAUAGUCUAUCGACACUGACACAAAACUAUGAUUAUUAUGAUUAUCGUUCUCGCGUCCUGCUUCUCGAUCAGAUGUGCAGCUGCGUUGCUUCCCAGCCCACUUCUCCUUGCAUUUCCCUUCCCGAUCCUUACCCGCCCUUUCCACCCCUACCAAAGAAAAUCGAAAAGUCGAAACUUGCGAAAGUUCCAACCGACCGACGUGCGCCCACGUGUUGGCUGGUUUACUUUGCCGAAACUUUCCCUGCAGUAGCUUUCACACCGCGACGGGGGAGUGUGGAGCUGGGGUAAUCUAUUGUUUUUUUUUACAGUACGGUCGAUCCGUGGACAGGCGGUGCGGUGAAGCGAAUUGAUGUAGAGAAGAAAAGCCAAAGAAACUUAGCACGCAAAACUUUCACCGGAAGGACAGGAGUUUAGUUUAAAUUUAGACGGGCAAAGAGAGGAGGAAACAAAAACUACACACCCAUCCUACCCCUUCAAUUCCCGAUUGGGUGAACCGUUUUCAUCCUCCUUUCCCCCCCCCCCCCCACCCCCCCCGAAAUGGAACAAAAUCAAACCACGUGUGCUCAAACCGCUCAAACUUCUGGCUCGUCUCGGGUGGGCUGUAAGGAUAAGGAUAAGGACUGUAGGGGGAGUCUCUCUAGCGAGAGAGAGAGAGCAUCAAACUAAAUCAAACAUUGGGCCGAAUCUUUCGGGGUUCAGGGUCAAAGGAAUCUUUAAACUUCUUACCGUAAGUCAAACACAAACGCGACACACACACACCCGACCAAAAGCUAACUAAGAAAGAAGCCACACACGUGCCGAUAUGUGUGCCGAUGGUCGUCCUCCAGCAGCUUCUUUUUUCGAGCCCAAAGAGAACCCGCUGGACCCGCUGCCACACAUACAUAUCGGCGCACAGCCCUGUACCGGGGCCAGCUGGAAGCUCGUUGCAGCAAGACGUUGACGUUAGCAAACGAAGCCUUUUCCAACUCCUUUGUACAGCAAAAAAACGCCACACAACGCCAUAUUACAGGAGCGACAGGAGCGACACAAAAGGUGACAACUGACUGUUCUGCCCCGAAACCUACCGAAGCUCCGCAUGCGAGACCAACUCGAACAGGAUAGUUGUCGUCCCAUUUUCUUUCACUUACAACACAUGCGCUUCUUUGCGCUGGAAAAAGUUUGGCACACAGAACGUGGGCUGAAUAUUCGGGCAAAACUACACUUUUGUGAACGGUUUCGAAGCCAGACGGAGAAGAGGGGGGGGGGGAAGAAAACAUAAACGUAGAAUUUACCGUGGGUGGUGUGUAAGAGAACGAGGCACUGCAAACACACACCACCAACGAAUGUAUAGUAAGAAUAGUGUUUUAAAAUACUGCUGCUGUCGUUCAGUGCAUUCCAUCGCUUUCCUUUCGGUCGGAUCGACGGGAUCGGACAGGGGGCUGUGGUGCAAUGGAAGGAUGCACGGAAGCAGCAUCAACGGCAGCAGCGAUAGGUCGAUAGUAGUGGCAAUGGAAGUAGUUUAAGUAGUACAUAGUACCAGUACUAUGCAGUGCAUGCGAAGAGGAUAGUAAUUUCAUAACGUACCUGUUGCAGUUUCGUUUCAAUGCGAUGUAGUGGGACUAUUUUGUACCUUUCGUUUAUCAGUAGCGCAUUCCGUUUUCACUAACGGCUCCCCUGGAUUUUUUUGAGAUGAAAUAAGAAGAAGAAGAAA
Messenger RNA from Anopheles gambiae (African malaria mosquito), 8249 nucleotides. It is a transcript of the gene Oct-TyrR, whose product is annotated as octopamine receptor. Gene Ontology annotation, molecular function: octopamine receptor activity. Gene Ontology annotation, cellular component: membrane. NCBI's taxonomy places the organism in Eukaryota, Metazoa, Arthropoda, Insecta, Diptera, Culicidae. Bases 1137 to 3071 code for a protein of 644 amino acids. The transcript has 3 exons. Gene Ontology annotation, biological process: adenylate cyclase-activating adrenergic receptor signaling pathway. The record is from RefSeq and is a predicted model, not a curated record.